GGCAUGGGCGGGCGCUGAGCCCGGCCCGCCAUGGACGAGCACGGCGGGAGGGAGGACGGCAUGAAGGAGGAGGAGGAGGAGGACGGCGGCGAGGCCAUGAUGGACGACCAGAACCACAACAACUGGGGCGCCUACGGGCGGUACCUGCUGGAGGAGCGGCUGCUGCCGCCGGCGGGGCCGCCGCGCCCCGCGGGGCCCGAGCACAACGGCGGGGCAGUGCGGGGCUGCGAGCCGGCGGGCACGGCCGGCAGGGCGGGCGCGGCCGGGGCCAUCGCCGCCAUCAACAUCAGCGCCUCCACCUCCAAGUUCCUGAUGAAUGUUAUCACAAUUGAAGACUAUAAGAGCACAUAUUGGCCAAAGUUGGACAGUGCCAUAGAUCAGCUUUUAACUCAGAGUCCUGGUGACUACAUCCCUAUUUCCUAUGAACAAAUAUACAGUUGUGUGUAUAAGUGUGUGUGCCAGCAGCAUUCGGAGCAGAUGUAUAGUGACCUAAUAAAAAAGAUAACUAACCACUUAGAGAGAGUCUCAAAGGAGCUGCAGGCCAGCCCUCCAGAUCUCUAUAUUGAAAGAUUUAACAUAGCUCUUGGACAGUAUAUGGGAGCAUUGCAGAGCAUUGUGCCUCUUUUCAUAUAUAUGAAUAAAUUUUACAUAGAAACCAAGCUUAACAGAGACUUAAAAGAUGACCUUAUAAAGCUGUUUACGGAACACGUUGCAGAAAAGCACAUUUACAACCUAAUGCCUUUACUUUUGGAAGCUCAGUCAAGGCCGUUUCAGAUAACUCCUUCGACCAUGGCAAACAUUGUGAAGGGCCUGUAUACACUACGACCAGAAUGGGUACAGAUGGCACCAGCUUUAUUUUCUAAAUUCAUCCCAAAUGUUCUCCCCCCUGCUGUGGAAUCUGAGCUUCCGGAAUAUGCUGCUCAAGACCAGAAACUUCAAAGAGAGCUUAUUCAGAAUGGAUUUACAAGAGGUGACCAGUCACGCAAGAGGCCUGGAGAAGAGCUUUACAGUGGCUCAUCAGCCUGUGCAAGCUCCAGGGGAUACAGAUAGUGAAUAUACUGGAUCAGCUUCUAUUCCUGGCCAGAACAGACACUGGAGGAGCACAGAUGGUAUCUGGAGCCUCCUUUGACACCUGCUGAUACUCAAGCUCUGACACGAACUUCGCCUCAAAGAAGAGCUCUGGACUUUCUUCUUUGUGUAAUGUCAGUGCUGCUACAGUUGGGGUGACUUUGAGAGACGUGGUUCCUUGGCCUGGCCUAUCAGCAAGUUCAUGUUCUGCGACUCCUGUGAGGAAUGCACCUUGAAAAACAAUCCUUUCAAAGUGGAAAUGGGCAGCCGAAAUCAGCAGCUUCCAAAAAGCAUUAGAAUGGAAGAAUCCUUUUUGCACUCUUUUCUUAAUAUUAAGGACAUUCUUAAAACUAGUUAACACGUCAGUGUAUUAGUUUUUGAACUUCAAGUUAUUUUCUGGAGCUUCUACUUAAUAAUAAGAAUAAAGUUUCAUUAUUUUGCAGUAUUUGUUUGUUAGUUUAAAAAUUGUCACCUUUAAGAGUUGGUCCCUUUGUCACCAGAAAUUGGGAGAUAGACUCUCCAACCAAUUUGGUAGGUUAGGAGGCCACCAUCACUGUAUUACCAGUGCUGGAUGCAUGGGGAUUGCUCCACAAAGCAUGCAUACCAGCAACCUAGCAGACCAGCUUAUGUUCAUGGAACUAAUGCAUAUUCAUCACAUUUCUGUUGCAUAUUCAUGGCAUUUCCUGAAUGCAUCCAUAUAUGCUAAUUAUAUCCAUGGACUUAUGGAUGUGGUUCCAGAUCUUCUGAUGAAUCUUUUUCUCCUUGAGAGUAUCUCAAAUAUGUGGUCAGGUUACAAUGUGCUUCUCUUACCAUUCUUUGGUCUGACACGCAGUCCUUGUUCUCAAAAGUUUAGGCAUCUGCUAGUUCAUGUUGACCACUGAUACAGGUAAAUAAGGAAGCAAUAGCUGGCACAAGACUAUUAGUCAUAGAUGUAGGGAUCAAACACUGUUUUAUUAAGGUUAAAAGAGUUUUCCAACAUCUUCCCCCACUGCUGCAUAGACUCCUUUUAUAAGAAAAAAAAAUAUAACUUGUUCAGUAACACCAUGUAAAUGUAUCUUCUGUCAGGGAGCUUUCAAUUCCAGAUUUUUGUUUUAUCUCUUUGUUUUGUUACGUGGUAUUUUGAAAUCUGUUUUCCUAUGUGUUUGUACUCUGUGCCUUCAGCUUGAGCACUUUGCGACUUUAUAGACCAUAUUUUGUGACUGCAAAAUGUGUUCUUGAGGAGAAACUUGAUGUGAACAAACAUGCUGCAAAGUUGCACUUUUCUCUUGCGUUAAAAAGGAAGCGAAUUUAAGGAGGAAGGAAGAAAAGUUGAACCUGUCACCAUCACUAAUAGUGACUUGGAAGUUUGUCCCCCUUUGUUUUUCAUGUGUAUUAGUGUUUAAUGCAGGGACCAGCUCUUGUAGAACCCCCCUCACUGACUUUCCUUUGGCUUCAGGAGUUGGACUUGUGGGUCCCUUCCAGCUCAGAAUGUUCUGUGAUUCUGUGGUUCCAUAAUUGCAGUAGAUGGAGGUGGGAAUUCCAGGCUGAAUGAAAUACUAAGAUAUGGUUUAUGCUGUGCUUUGUAGAAGCACUGGGGGUGAAAUUCUGCAGUCUGGGGGGUCUGCAGAGGUCUCCGUGAGCACAAGAUUUGCACUGGGUUGAUCAGCAAACUACGGUACCUGUCCAAGAUCACUCUGAGGCUCCUGUGCCACCCUCCUGGCUGGGAGGAGCUAUGGGGGGGCUGUGGGAGUGGGUGCAGCCAGAAUCAGGGAUUUGAGGAGUGGUGUGAUGUGUGCAUGUGUCCCCAUCGGCCUCCUGCCUCCAGGCUUGUGUGAGCUCGGCUGGACAUCCAUCCAGCUGGACACAGCUCCAGGAGAUCAGGUGUGUGUCUAAUCGUUGUGAUGUAGGUUUAAUCAGCAGCAUGGCUAAUGCAGCUCUCUCACCAGGGGAUAGACAUACUUGAAAAGCAGCUUGACUACAGGGUUUGGGUUUUUUUCAUUACUAUGGAUUUAUUUUUUUAUCACCUUUAGUUAUGAAGAGAAUUGAGUUGGUAGUGCAAGAUCUUUCUGAAGUGAAAUAGAAGGUUUGUUCAGUUUUGUCUGGCACAACUCUGAUGCCUGUUUAA
Empidonax traillii (willow flycatcher) is the source of this 3172-nucleotide messenger RNA. It is a transcript of the gene CACUL1, whose product is annotated as CDK2 associated cullin domain 1. Gene Ontology annotation, molecular function: ubiquitin protein ligase binding. The record is from RefSeq and is a predicted model, not a curated record. The coding region runs from base 31 to 1050 and encodes 339 amino acids. Gene Ontology annotation, biological process: ubiquitin-dependent protein catabolic process. Lineage: Eukaryota; Metazoa; Chordata; Aves; Passeriformes; Tyrannidae. The transcript is spliced from 9 exons.